ACAGGGGUAAAGGUGGACUGCAUUGUAGCGCACAGACUGUAAUUUGACUGCCGCCCUCACAGUGCCAGUCGGAAGAUUCUUUUCCGUCUAUGAGCGAAGUGCAUCUCGGAAACUUUUACAUUUAUUUAUCCAAUAUGUCCAUCAGUCGGAAGAACUGGUCGGCUUUGUCCAGCCUAGCACGCCAGUGGACAAUGGAGGACGAGGAGGAGGUGGAGAGGGAGAAGAGGAGGAAGGAGAGGAGCUCAAGCAGCACCGCCGAUGCCGAUGUGGACUUCAGCCAAACACCCAGAGACACGACCACCAGUGACAGUGCCUUUGGGACAGGCUCCACAAGUGAGACGUCCCCGGGGCUCAACAGUGUGGAACAGAUGCAGCUGGACUUUGUGGAGAUGCUGCGCGCGCGGGAUGAAAAGCGGAGGAUGAGGCAGGUGGAGACGCUGAGACGACAGAAGGAGUUAGGGGAGGAUGAAGCAAUGUCCGGCGGAGGUGGAGCCAGGGUGGAGCUACUGGGGGACUUAGAUGAGGACCAGGGUAGUGUGUUGCCCUCUGGGAACUCUGCAUCCAAACCACAACCACCUCCAAAAACAGCCUCUUACAGUCACACCAACAGCAGCAAUACCAGCACUAACAACACAAGCAGACAACAUGAAAAUGGAGAGUCGUCGUGCAAGGACCUUGAUCCAAAGCCAUCAUCCAACCCGACUCGCAAGUUUGUCAGUUCUGUCUCCAUCUCACUCGACAGAAGUCCUUCCACCUGCACGACUCCCAUGAGCCCUUGUUCUCCCGUGUCACCUCAAGAACACUGGCCGUCGCCUUGUGAAAGUCCCUCUCUGGAAGGAGCUCAAAGCCCUGCUCAGAAUGGGCAUGCAAGAGAGAAUGAGUCUUCCUCCAGCACCAACUUUGAACAAACAACCAAACCUGCGUUUGUCAGACAGAGCUCCAGGACUGUAUCUUUCAGGAUGAUGAGGAAGAAAGAAGAGGACAGUGCACCACUGCACCGGAGUGCGAGUAUGAGGAUUGCCUCCAAGAAGUUUGAAACCAACACAGACCAGGUCCAAAAUGAAGAUGAAGACAAAGCAUCAUCUUUCCAGAGAAACUCGAGGCAGAGGAUUUCGUCCAGGUCCAUUAAGGAGAAGAUGGAGAGACUGGCUCAGGCUGCGCAGAAGUCUGAAAUGGUGCGAUCUCCAGAUGUGACUCAGAGGACCCUCUUCCUGUUGGAUGAGGUGUCCAGGAAGAGAGGCCUCUUUGAGAAGGAGCAGCCUGCGGCAUGCCCCACCAGCCCGGGAGUUUCCAGACAGGAAUUUAGGAGCUUCACAUCAGGAAUGUCAGACCGUAUUAACCAGUGGCUCAACAAGACCAACCAAACUGGGCCUUCGCACAGUCCUGUUGACUUGAGACACGUGGACAUCACCAGUAAGAGGAGCCUGUUUGAGAGCAGUGGAGGGGACUCAAAAACCAGCUCUGGAAAGUGAAGGAUGCCCAUUUAUAAUAGCCAACAGAAGAUGGUGAGAGAAGAAGAAGACAACUGGAAGAUUAAUGGAUGCCAUGUCUGACUGAUUCUUUCUUCAAGCAUUUUGUGGUUUUUUUUGUGUGGUUUUUUUUGUUUGUUUGUUUGUUUCUUCACUGCCAAAGCACACAGGAGGAACAGAUAUGCAAAAUAGAGAAUAAAGGGAGCUGAGUUUUAGCUGUAGAGGAUUAAAAAGAAGGAUACUGCUUUUAAAGUUAGGCAACUUCAAUCAUACACUUUAGCAUUGCUUCUUCAAGUAUAAAUGUGUCCCAGUUCAAGCACUGAAACUCCAAUGUGUAAAGAAAAGAGUAAAAUUAGACAUGAGACGUAAAGAAAAGUGAGAAAAAGGAGAAGGCAGUGAUAUAUUUGCUUUAAAACUUGAGCUACUUACCUUAACUUUGUGUAAUUUUGAAAAGCACUUUAAACGGGUGAGGGUUUUAAGGUUAAUGAUAGCUAUGUUUAUUGAAUUACAGUAGUGGGAAUUCUGGAGUUGUAAUUAUAUGUUUUUGUCUAAUCAGCCAAAAUAUAUUUUUUGUUUUGUGGGCAAAGAUGCUGCCUGUCUGAGGAAUAAAAUGUUUUAUUAUGACAAA
Scatophagus argus is the source of this 2097-nucleotide messenger RNA. It is a transcript of the gene lad1, whose product is annotated as ladinin. Bases 90 to 1472 code for a protein of 460 amino acids. The transcript is spliced from 14 exons. Gene Ontology annotation, molecular function: structural molecule activity. The record is from RefSeq and is a predicted model, not a curated record. NCBI's taxonomy places the organism in Eukaryota, Metazoa, Chordata, Actinopteri, Scatophagidae.